GUUCCAUGAUAAGAAUAGUAUCUGAUGUAACCCCUACCCAUCCUACGACUGUGUCAUCGGGAACAUUGGCCAGACAAACCAAUGGGAGGAAAUGGCAACUAUGCCUGCUAACCAUCUUAGUGGAACCACAAUACACUUGAACAAGACAGACAGACGGAACUGUAGUGAUUAACCAAACCACGUGAUUCCAAUAGGCAGACGAUAAAUGCGCCAGCACGCGUCGGUUCAAGUAGUUUGCGAUCAAAACUUACUACUGAUAGGUUAUAAACAUAGUUAAGGGAAGGAGAACAGCAUUGUAAAUUUUACACUAGGAGCCUUGUGUUUCACCUACUGGCUUUAAAAAUGCCAGCGAAUAAUUUAAUAGUCGUUACUCCAGACAGGGAAAUAGCUUCAGCGCCUCACUCGAGAUGCAGCUCUUUCAGGAAUCGUCCAAGACCAAGGAAUUUGGAAAUUACUUUGGCCCGACAGAGAACCAACAGUAUGCCCAAUUGCCAAGUUCAUCUUCAGGUGCCAGGUGGAAUUGAUUUUGGAGGAGAAGAAUCCAAAUUAUGUCGCGUUCGAUCUUUCAAAACCACGUCAAAGGGUGUUAUAAAUCGGGGAGACUCAUUUAAAAAAAGUAACCAGAGUUUGAGAUCCACGGGCAGUGCUCGGGGAGAGAACGAUAAGAGGGUUCGUAGCCCCAGUGAAACAUCGGACCAUAGUGGUACCCACAGUAACACGAGUUCAUCAGCAAUAAGUUAUUUUAAGGUUGCCAUAAUUGGAGGAUCGGACACUGGUAAAACCGCUUUAACCCAACAACUUCUGACAUCAGAGUCGAUGGGAUACGAAGUCACAACACCCGAAUCAGAAGAACAUGAAACAUCCGUAUCAGUAUUACUAGAUGGUGAAGAAUCCAUGAUGGAAUUUAUUGACGACCCAAAGUUUGCCGAGUAUUUAGAGAUAAGAGCAGAUGCAUUUAUUAUUUUGUUUUCCAUCAUCGACCACCCUUCCUUUGUAGCUGCGACUAAUCUUAUCCGCCAUCUUCGUGUUACCAUAGGAACAGAUCGAGUUAUUAUGUUGGUGGCCAAUAAAACAGAUCUUGUCAGACAACGGAAGGUGACAGCCAAUGAAGCCCGCAUAGUCGCCAUGAAGUACGACUGUAAAUACCUAGAGAUAUCUGCCGCCCUCAACCACCACGUGGACGAGCUAUUAGUGGGAUGUCUAAGUCAAAUCCGUAUGAAAUUAAGUCUUCCAAACAAUUCAGCCCAGAGUCCGUCGCACAGUGGUAACAAAAAGAAAGCAUCUUCAUCAAGAAAAGCCCUAACAUUUCUCAGCAGAUUGUUCAAACGUCAUGGUCGAAAGACAAUGUCUUGUGACAAUCUAUUUGCUUCCUAAUUCCAAGAACCAUGCCAAUUGCUCAACACCAGUUAUCACUAUGCAUUUCAUCAAACAUCAAUCAGCUUGCUUAGAAAAAUUAUACACAUACCACAUAACUAGAUUCUACAGACGCCAUACAAACCAUCUCCAAUCAGCUUUUUACCUGGAUUAAAUCUUGGAUGAUUGUCACAUACCUAUACAGCUGUUUCAUCAGCCUAUACACCUUUGUGAAUGACGCCAUCAUACUGGGUGGAUGUGGUGCGAGCCACCAACAACUCUGCUAUAUCUAUUCCUGGCACCGUGCACGUGAUGGAUUAUAAUGAUGUUGAUACUGUGAACUCUACAUUCCUGCUGAUGGCAAAUGCCAAAAGCGGCAUCAGAAUAGACAUGGUGUGUUUAAGAUUAGAUGUGCAUACGUCAUUGGGGGGCUGAUAUGAUGUCACGUGGGUCAAAUGAAAGAAAAUAUGUGGUCCUCAUUCAUAAAGAGCUUAAUUUAAUUAACACAUUAAUUAAGCUACCGCCUUUUGCUCUACAAGUUAUGUUUAUAAUCAUUUACCUCAAGGGGUUAAUCAUGUUCCCCAGUAGAAUUUCACAAGUCAUUGACUCUGGGUCAUGUUGCGCAAAUUUAGUUAACUUUUUUCCCCUCGAUUGUAUAUAAUACAUAAUAUAUCAUGUUCCAAAUAUAUACUGUUUUUAUUGAAAAAAUGCCAAAAUGUAAAUACAAUCAUUGUAUAUUAUCAAGUUUUGUAAAUAUUGUGUAUAUAUUCGUUUCAUAUUUAAUUUUUUAUAAAAAAGAUAUACUGAAAAAUACUUAUGUAGUUACUUAUGUACAAUUAUAUUUAAUUUAUCGCCCUUAAAGAGAACCGCGAGGUAUCAGUGCGUAAGACGCUGGCUCGCUAACCAGGAAUUCUAGGUUUCACUCCUGGUGUUGGUGUUUCCUUGCUAAUGGUGUAGGACGGGGGGGGGGGCGGCGUGGAAAGGAACAGUGUCUAGUCUUCGCAUGGGACAAACAACCGAGGUCCCAUGUACACAUUGACGUACACGUACACGGAAGCCCUGACAUUCAAAAUAUGCCCUAUUUCAAAAACAGAAGUUAAAUAAAACCCAUUUCAUUGCAUUUAUCGUCCUUGAAGAUUUCAUUCUGUCAACAUACAAAUAUAUUAAUGUUAUUAUAGAGUGCUGGCAUUCCAAUAAUUAUAGAAAACAAACAAGUAUCAUUAAUGAACUGAUAAUUAUAUUUUGUCAUCUAGUUAGGUUCUGGAGAUUAGCACUAAUAUGAAUUAUGCUUAAUUUAUCAUUCUUAAAGGUUCCAUUAUACCAACAUUAAUAUUAUUACAGAGUGCUGACAUUCAAAUUAUUUGUAGAUAAAACAAACAACCUAAUAGUUCUAUGGUUCCUGGCUGGAGAUAAGCACUAAUAUGCAUUUUUGGAAUAUUCUGGAACCAUGACCAAGUUUCGUUUUGUUCAUUAAUAA
Patella vulgata (common limpet) is the source of this 2830-nucleotide messenger RNA. Its product is annotated as GTP-binding protein RAD. The coding region runs from base 343 to 1374 and encodes 343 amino acids. Gene Ontology annotation, cellular component: plasma membrane. The transcript is spliced from 5 exons. Gene Ontology annotation, molecular function: calcium channel regulator activity; GTP binding; GTPase activity. Lineage: Eukaryota; Metazoa; Mollusca; Gastropoda; Patellidae. The record is from RefSeq and is a predicted model, not a curated record.